CUGGCUGAGGCUGUGCCGCGUGCGCUGAGCAGCAAACCAACCCCAAGGCAUCCUGGGAGGCCUGAAGGCCUGAAGUGACCAGUGACCAGUGACCAGCACAGGAGCAUUCACCUGAGGGGAGGCGCUCAGGUCUGAGAGAAUCUACUAUUUAUGGCUGCCCCACCAUCUUCCAACUGUGAUGAACAUUUCAGUGUGGAGAAAUUAAAGGAAUGGCCAGAGCCAGAGUCUGUUUCUUUAAUGGAGGUAUUAGCUAGAGAAGACAUUGAUGAAGCUGUACAUGCAAUAUUAUUUAGAGAAAACCAUAUCGUAAAGAGAUUGGAUACAUAUUUUCAGAAUCUAGAUGCUUAUAAGGAAAGAAGAAAAGAGAUGUUACAUAAAAAAUGGGUUGAAAAUGUGUCACAGCCUACUCAGCAGAGAAUUAUAGAAGUAAUGUCAUACAGAAGACCUGGAAAAAGUCAAGUGAAAUGUGAAUACUGUUUAAAGUACACAAAUAAACCGACUGAAGUUUCUCCAUUGUGUGAAUGUCUGUUACAAAGACAGAAAAAGCUCCUAGAAGUGAGAGGAAGCAGUCACCAGUAUGGCACAGGAAAACAGGAGGACACAAAAAAAGAAGCCAAAGAAACUGAGAAGGCCCACCUAUUCACUAGAUCGCCCAAGUUCAUGCUCACGUCCCGUCGCUUCAUUCCCAAAGAGAGGCUGAUGACAGAUCAGAGGUUGAAGAGAAGACCAACUAGACAUAGGUCUCAGGAACAAGAAACUACCGCAGCCACUGCUGGAAGAAGAUCCUGUGACUCUUCUGGUAGUUGUGUUAGCCCACAUCACCUGAGGCACUUGACUCAUGAAAGUUCUGAAAAGCUGCAUUUGCCUCAGGAAGAGAGCUUCACCAACCACAGCCAGCUUGCUUUUGAAAGGCAGUUCCGGUCCUCAAAGCUCUGCCAGGAGAACAGAGAGGCUGUGAAGACUUUAGAGGCCAGACCACACUCCUGGACAGCGGCUCGGCACUCACAGGGUCCAGUGCCGGUGACAAGAAAAGUAAUGACCGCGGAGCUGCUGGGGAUGCAUCUGGCCUCCCUGCAUGGGGCAGCCAAGUCAGGCCUCCAGUGGUCAUAGAGUGUCUCCUUCACAUUGCACAUACAACACUCAAAAUACAGAGACUGCUGCUUUUUUCCAGGAAGGAAGCUAUUGCAAGAAAUAUCCAGAUAACAGCACUCAGUUUUUCGAGCUCUGGCCGUGAGCUAGGAAGUCUGUGUGGUGCUUUCGUUUCACUGAGGGGUUUAACAGCUAGACAGCUAUUUCAUCUCCCAGUACUUGUUGCUCAAAGGGGCCAUGAGCCUGGCUUGGGGCCAGACUGCAGCUCAAAGGUAUCAGGGCUUUAUUCAAGUUGAGGCCUGCCCACACUCUGGGGCACACUGUCCCCACAGAUGCUCAGGUGUGGCAUUGGGAGGCAAACUGCAGAGAUCUCCCUGGUCUGCUACUGCAUGUUGCCUCUCUUUGGGCACUUGAAGGGGUUUGACGGGGACUUCUCACCAAGGGGAGACUUCCUUGUGAGGACUACCUGCUUCUUGGAAAGCCUCUCCUCAUAUCCUCUAGGAACUUCGGCUCCCAUUUCAGUGGGGAAGAGAACUUGACUUCCUGAGAGGCAGAUCUGGUCACUAGGUAAAGAAGACAACCGAUGUACACUCUCUAGUCAUCAAAGUCCUAUGACUCAGAUCCCAAGGGCUCCUGUGUCCUGAAUCUGGCCAAGGGAUCAUGACUGUUGAGGGGUAGGGACAUGACACUAGCUGCACUUACUUACCCUGGUGAGGAUUAAAGUCCCCACAGCCCUGGAAGGGUGGAAGGCUUGUGUAGCUAUAGCCACAGGUACCUCAGAGCUUCACACUUGCUGGGUUGCCCCAGAUGUCAUGCAGCAGCUCUCCCCGACAUCAGUUCCCUCUUGCUUCUGCACCAACAAAACAUGCUCCGCAAACCCAGGAGAGCCGUAGUCGGCCUCCUCAGGAGGGUUGUGCCUGGUUCUUGAAAGCUCCCUGUAGAUAAGUAAAAUGCUGGUUGUUUUGGUUUUAUGUGCCAGAUAAAGGCUCUUUUCUAACCAGUGGGUUGUAGGUCAGUAUCUGGAGUCAGUAAAGGAUGAGUCUUUAAAAUAUCAAUCUGCUGUACUGUGAUUUUGCCAAGUGGUUAUAUUAAACAAAAAUGGGGAGAAUGGAAGAGCCCUGAGCCCCUUCUGGUUACUCCAGCUGCUUGGAAAAAGAUCUGUCGCCUUAGCAGUCCAAGUGACUCUUUGAAAGGAUGGACCUUUCCUUCGUUAUCUUCACUGGAGGAUUUUGUGUUUAAAGUCUUUUUCUUUUAAAAAAAUUAAUUAGAGUUUAUUCACUUUGUAUUCCCCCUGUAGCUCCCUCCAUCCUCCCCUCCCAAUCCCACCCUCCCUCGCCCUUCUCUACCCAUGUCCCUCCCCAAGUCCACUGAAGUCCUCCCCUUCCUUCUGAUCCUGGUCUAUAAGGUCUCAUCAGGAGUGGCAAUACUGUCUUCCUCUGUGGCCUGGUAAGGCUGCUCCCCACUCAGGGGGAAGUGAUCAAAGAGCAGGCCAGUGUUCAAAGUCUUAGUUAAAUAUUAAAAAAUUCAUAUUUCAGUAUUCAAAAGCCAAAUAAGCAGUGAGUAUGGCUGUGAUAGGACAGGGACAGGAUGUGAUUGGGUUACUGGAGCCGCAGGGCACAGAGCUGCAGCUAGCCCUGACCUUUGCACUGCACCCUUCCUUGUACAUCACCCCUUUGGUUUAGAAGGGCCAAGCAUAAUGCCUAUGCAGUUCACCCACCCACAAAAGCCACCAGUGACACCAAGCCCCAGAAGCCUGACAGAGAUGCCCAAAAAGCCCUGGGCAAGUUAGCGGGAGGGUUAGGCAGAUCUCUUGGCCCCACCUCACCCUAUCCUCCUGGCUUCAUUAUAAGCGACUUCUGAAGGUUAACUGUUAAAAGCCUUUCACAUAGAGGACCAAGCUUAGAAAGGAGUUACAUUCAUAAACUUAACCUUUAUUCUCUUUCUGUACAUGUUGGCAAUGAUAAAGCUUAAAGAUGCAUGUUCUAUGAAAUAUGCAAAACAAGGGAUUUACAUAAAUAAUUUAUACUUCAGAAAAUUAAAGUUGAAAAAUAUUCCCACAUUAUUAGAGUUCACAGUAUAUUUAAAGUAUAUCAAGCGUUCCUCAUAUUUCAAACUAUAUUGUCUUAGCAGAGAAUGAUAAACUCUAAUCAGAAUAAAACGAUCAAGUUUCUGCUUA
Meriones unguiculatus (Mongolian gerbil) is the source of this 3265-nucleotide messenger RNA. It is a transcript of the gene Fam228a, whose product is annotated as family with sequence similarity 228 member A. The coding region runs from base 151 to 1110 and encodes 319 amino acids. NCBI's taxonomy places the organism in Eukaryota, Metazoa, Chordata, Mammalia, Rodentia, Muridae. The record is from RefSeq and is a predicted model, not a curated record. The transcript is spliced from 9 exons.